Bactrocera tryoni is the source of this 843-nucleotide messenger RNA. Its product is annotated as selenoprotein H. NCBI's taxonomy places the organism in Eukaryota, Metazoa, Arthropoda, Insecta, Diptera, Tephritidae. Gene Ontology annotation, cellular component: Golgi apparatus. The record is from RefSeq and is a predicted model, not a curated record. Bases 34 to 477 code for a protein of 147 amino acids. The transcript has a single exon.
UCUUUAGUUUUACAUGUCUGAUAGUUUACACUAAUGGCACCAAGAGGCAAGAAGUCGAAGAAGCAGCGUGAAAUCGAUUGGGCGGCCGACGCUUACUUCGACAAGAACCGUUCAAUGAUCUACAUCGAGCACACGUUAGAAUGUCCGAUAUUCACGACGAAAGCUGAAGAAUUCGCCGCUUAUGUAGCCCAAGAAGCUCCCAAUCGCACCAUACAGUUGAUACGGAAUCAUAACGGCAAAGUGCCGCCAAGGGAUGGUGCUUUCGAGAUUGGAUUUUCGCAGAACGCGCGCACCUCCGUGCAUCAGCUGUGGUCCGGCAUUGAUAAAGGUCCACCAAGGCGUGACAAAUUCCCACCGGAGUACGAGUCUCUCAUGCAAGAGAUACAUAAGAUUUUGAAAAAAUUCUAUCCUGAUGCGGUGGAAAAGAACCCCUUGGAGGGCAUGGAGGACGAUGACGCUGCGCCAGCGUAUCAGUGAAAGCGCUUAAAAAUUUGUUAAAGUUUCCGUACAAAAAGAUUCAAGGUGAAUAAUCCAUGACUUUCAAAAUUAUCCAACAACCGUGAAGCGGCAAUAGUGCGGCAAUCUAGCCAAUCAACUGCCCUUCCGAUUGGGUUCCUUCAAAAGGACAGUUUGCAAACCAGCGCAACAGUUUGAGAGGCUAGGACUAAUUUAAAAGUAAUCAGAACGUUCUAGCUUUUCGCCGUCAGAUGGCGCAAAAGUAGCAUCAAACGUUGCCACUCCAGAAACUUUAUUUUUACUCUUAAACAUGAUCUAAUCUAGAUUUUCAAUAAAAUAAAUUGCGACAGAAACCAAAUAAAUUCACGAUUGGGCAUUACUUUUGAA